Messenger RNA from Papaver somniferum (opium poppy), 1836 nucleotides. RefSeq names its product hydroxyproline O-galactosyltransferase HPGT3-like. Lineage: Eukaryota; Viridiplantae; Streptophyta; Magnoliopsida; Ranunculales; Papaveraceae. Gene Ontology annotation, cellular component: Golgi membrane. The transcript has 11 exons. The record is from RefSeq and is a predicted model, not a curated record. Gene Ontology annotation, molecular function: hexosyltransferase activity. Bases 275 to 1330 code for a protein of 351 amino acids.
ACAGUGCUUUUGGGGCACGCAUCCAACCACCGGAGUCGGAGAUGCUUAUGUUAUGAAUCACUGGUCACUGGACUGGGUCUGCUUACGUCUUUUCUGCUCGUUUUUCCUGUAGACGUUUUUCGUUUCUGCUCAAUUACGAUUUUCUAUUUGGAUCUGGAACUCUCACAACUUCAUUUUCAGUUUUAUUACAUUUAUAAUAUUACGUACAACCUGCAAUUUGAAUCACUCUUUAGAUCAGCGAAUUUAGAUUUUGUGUGUUUAAUUUGGUGGGGAAAUGGAGAAUAGCUCCUCAUUUCUUCCUUCUGCUUCUACUAUCAAUAUGAAGAACGAGCAGCGAGGAAAAUCGAAGUCCUUAAAAACUAGCAAAACAUCAGUCGUCAUGGCCUUCUUUUCUUGCUUUGCUUGGCUCUACGUUGCUGGCAGAUUAUGGCAAGAUGCUGAGAAUAGAAUGGUACUUAACAGUCUUCUGCAAAAGAAUUCCGGCAAGCCACCAAAAGUACUGGCAGUUGAAGAUAAAUUGAUGAUUCUUGGAUGCAAAGAUUUAGCGAAGAGGAUUGUGGAAGUUGAGAUGGAUUUGACGUUGGCAAGGAGUCAAGGGUAUCUCAAGCGCCAGUCGCAGCAAAAUGUUUCUGGCCAAAAAAAGCUUCUUGCUGUUAUUGGAGUUUAUACUGGUUUUGGAAGUCGCUUGAGGAGGAAUGUUUUCAGAGGGUCUUGGAUGCCAAAAGGUGAUGCGUUAAGGAAACUCGAGGAAAAAGGAGUUGUCAUCCGCUUUGUUAUCGGUCGCAGUGCUAAUCGAGGCGAUAGCCUUGAUCGAAAUAUUGAUGAGGAAAAUCGCAAAAUGAAAGACUUCUUGAUCCUUGAUGGUCAUGAGGAAGCUCAAGAAGAAUUUCCCAAGAAAGCAAAAUUCUUCUUCAGUGCAGCUGUCGAAGUUUGGGAUGCAGAGUUCUAUGUGAAAGUUGAUGACGAGAUCAACCUUGACCUUGAUGGGUUGAUUGGAGUUCUUGAAAGCCGACGUGGUCAGAGUGGUGCUUAUAUUGGGUGCAUGAAAUCUGGGGACGUGAUAAAUGAAGUGGGGAAAUCAUGGUAUGAACCUGAGUGGUGGAAAUUUGGGGAUGAAAAAUCGUACUUCAGGCAUGCUGCUGGACCUUUAAUUAUACUUACAAAAAACCUUGCUCAGUAUAUCAACAUAAACAGUGCAUCUUUGCAAACCUAUGCCCAUGAUGAUAUAUCAGUGGGAUCUUGGAUGAUGGGCAUUCAAGCCACAUAUAUCGAUGAUAAUCGUUUUUGCUGUAGCAGUUAUAAACAAGAUAAAGUGUGUUCCCUUGCCUGAGUGGAGAGAACGCCUUCUCCCAAGUUUUCGUGUGUACUCCUCAUUAACCCCAGCAGAUAUUUCCAAUUAACAGUAGUCGUCUCCAAAAGAUUAUGGUCAUGAAAACAUGCUGCACACUUGUUAAUGGUGAGUCAGUAUGCAGUGGGACUUAUCAACUGCCAACAUUGCGCUUCUACUGCUAAUAUACGUCAACAGCAAAUGUGGGGGGCCUAAACCACCCUAGUAGGUAAAAUCACAUUUUACCCUAGCAAAUACGGGAAUAUUACUCUUCGAUAGUAUAUCAGAGUGCUUGUUCUCAAUUCAUUUUGUGUGUGAAUAUAUUUUUUGGCCCUUAGUAUUUUUCAAUUGCUUGUUGUGAGAAUAGGCUAUCCAUAUGAACUUCUUUGUAAUGCAAUUAUGAUAAAAAACAAUUUGAUUCUAGUUCCGAUGAAUCUAUCAGAAUAUAAAAUACAACGCUGUAGUGUGGUAUUCUAGAUCAGAGCAAGAAGAUGAGAGGUUUUCUGUUU